UAAAAAACGCACAGCGUGGCCUCCAUUCUGUUAAACCCCAAGUACACAAACAAGGAGGGUGCAAAAGAGAGAGGAAGAAGAUGAAGAUAGAAGAGGUACAAUCCACCAUAAAGAAGCAACGAAUAGCAACUCAUACUCACAUUAAAGGACUUGGCCUUGAGCCCAAUGGAAAUGCAAUGCCUUUGGCAUCUGGGUUUGUGGGCCAGGCUGCAGCCAGAGAAGCUGCAGGGCUCGUGGUUGAUAUGAUACGCCAAAAGAAGAUGGCUGGUCGAGCUCUACUGCUUGCUGGACCGCCAGGUACUGGGAAAACAGCUCUCGCUCUUGGUAUAUCACAAGAACUUGGGAGUAAGGUUCCUUUCUGUCCAAUGGUGGGAUCUGAAGUAUAUUCAUCAGAAGUUAAGAAGACUGAGGUUUUGAUGGAAAAUUUCAGGCGAGCUAUAGGGCUUCGUAUGAAGGAAAAUAAGGAGGUUUAUGAAGGAGAGGUGACUGAACUUUCUCCAGAAGAGGCUGAGAGCGUGACUGGUGGAUAUGGGAAAAGCAUCAACCAUGUUAUAGUUGGUCUAAAAACUGUCAAAGGAACCAAACAGUUGAAGCUUGACCCAACUAUAUACGAUGCCUUGAUUAAAGAAAAGAUUGCUGUUGGCGAUGUGAUAUACAUUGAAGCAAAUAGUGGAGCAGUUAAAAGAGUGGGUAGGAGUGAUGCUUUUGCUACAGAAUUUGAUCUCGAGGCAGAAGAGUAUGUUCCACUUCCUAAAGGAGAGGUUCACAAAAAGAAGGAGAUAGUCCAGGAUGUUACAUUGCAUGAUCUUGAUUCUUCAAAUGCACGACCUCAAGGAGGACAAGAUAUAUUGUCUUUAAUGGGUCAGAUGAUGAAACCCAGGAAAACCGAAAUCACUGACAAGUUGCGCCAAGAGAUCAAUAAGGUGGUUAAUAGCUAUAUUGAUGAAGGUGCUGCAGAACUUGUCCCCGGAGUCUUAUUCAUUGAUGAGGUACACAUGCUUGAUAUGGAAUGCUUUUCGUACUUGAAUCGUGCUCUGGAGAGUUCACUUUCUCCAAUUGUGAUUUUUGCCACAAAUAGAGGUAUCUGUAAUGUCAGGGGUACAGAUAUGGCUAGUCCACAUGGCAUUCCAGUUGACUUAUUAGAUCGGUUGGUGAUUAUUAGAACUGAAACUUAUGGUCCAGCUGAAAUGAUACAGAUCUUAGCUAUCCGUGCACAGGUAGAGGAACUAGAAAUAGAUGAAGAAAGCCUUGCGUACCUAGGAGAGAUUGGUCAGCAAGCUUCCUUGAGGCAUGCUGUUCAGCUACUAUCACCAGCCAAUAUAGUGGCCAAAAUGAAUGGACGUGAUAAAAUCUGCAAGGCGGAUCUGGAAGAAGUCGGAUCCCUUUACCUGGACGCAAAAUCUUCUGGAAGAAUUCUCCAGGAGCAGCAGGAUAGAUAUAUCUCGUAACAAGCUGCAUUAUGGUAGUGUUCCGUCUUGAGGUGGUCAAUGGUAGAUACAAAUCGCUACUGGCAAGUCAAUUUGUUUCUCUUGGUCAUGCCUACCUUCCAUGCAUGAUGCAAUUUAGUCUUCGGGGGAGAUCUUAAGACAUCAAGGUAUCUGUCAAAAUUUGGGAUGCUUGAAGAUGUUAUUAUCUAUAUUAUAUUUUGGAUGCAGAUUAUGUUUUACCUUGGUCCUAAAUCUUUGGGAAGUCCACGGGACAUUUGGUCAGAGGAGAAAUACUCUUGAAUCUGAGCAAAGACAGAAGAAAGCUUCUAAAUUCAGAAAAUAUAUGUUGGAUGAGUCCUGUUUCUUGCCUUUUGGAGGAAGCUGAUUAAUAGCCUGUUUGGCCAAGUUUUUUUUUCCCCAAAAGUACUUAUUUUUUAUAAGUGUUUAUUUUUAAAAAAGUGAGGUGUUUGGCCAAGCUUUUGGGAGAAAAUAAGUGCUUCUGGGAAGUAGCAGAAACAGUUUUUCAGAAGCUAAAAAAAUAGCUUUUGUCCAAAAACAUUUUUUUGAAAAGUGCUUUUGAGAAAAAUACACUUAAAAACACUUUUUAAAAGCUUAGCCAAACACUAAUUGCUGCUCAAAAGUGCUUUUAAAAUUUAUUGGCCAAACACAAACUAUUUUUUGCCAAAAGUACUUUUUUGAAAAGCACUUUUCAAAAUAAGUAGAUUUUAGAAACUUAGCCAAACAGGCUAUAAAUAUGAUACAGGCUUUUUACAAAUCAAUUGCUGAAGCGUUUUUACAGUGGCAUUUUAUGGCUUUGUUCCAUUUGGGGUGCUUAUUGUGUAGGUUAAUUGGACUUUUGGCAGCACACUGACAGAGAAACAAUAGCAGUUUGCUUUUUUUUUCACAUUGCAUGAUCCUUGAUGAUGAAUUAUCUUUUCACGUAUUUAUUUACACUUCACUAUUUCUUCUA
This is a messenger RNA of Lycium barbarum (goji berry), 2397 nucleotides long. RefSeq names its product ruvB-like protein 1. The record is from RefSeq and is a predicted model, not a curated record. Lineage: Eukaryota; Viridiplantae; Streptophyta; Magnoliopsida; Solanales; Solanaceae. Gene Ontology annotation, biological process: box C/D snoRNP assembly; regulation of transcription by RNA polymerase II; chromatin remodeling. Gene Ontology annotation, molecular function: DNA helicase activity; ATP hydrolysis activity; ATP binding. Gene Ontology annotation, cellular component: Ino80 complex; NuA4 histone acetyltransferase complex; Swr1 complex. Bases 81 to 1448 code for a protein of 455 amino acids. The transcript is spliced from 12 exons.